This is a messenger RNA of Acromyrmex echinatior (Panamanian leafcutter ant), 3925 nucleotides long. RefSeq names its product sodium-dependent neutral amino acid transporter B(0)AT3. Gene Ontology annotation, cellular component: plasma membrane. The record is from RefSeq and is a predicted model, not a curated record. Gene Ontology annotation, biological process: amino acid transport; sodium ion transmembrane transport; nitrogen compound transport. Lineage: Eukaryota; Metazoa; Arthropoda; Insecta; Hymenoptera; Formicidae.
GACUGUAUAAAAUCACGAUUUACGCGUUAAUUUCCAGCAUGGCGAUAAAUUGACCCGUUUUUCGCUCUCUCUCCCUACCCCUAGUGUUUUCCUCUCGGAGAAGUGCUCGCGCGCGGUUUCUUGUUCCGCGAGAGAGUCGCGGGCGAAAGAGAGGCGUCGCAGGCGCCGACGCCAGCUAUUGAUUCUCUUGGAUAUAUCCGUAGUUUCAAAAGUUACUAUCACACACACCAGUGGAGUGUCACCAGUGGCGAACCGCUCCUCAACCGCGGACAAGGUCUUCGCGCGUUUCCCCCUUUGGUUCCGGCAGGAUGAAGCGCUUAGAUCUUUUCGUUUAAUAGAAAUUUGACUUAAAAAAAGACUAAAACGAAAAGGGAGAAGAUAUGGCGAACACGGCUCAUCUCGUUCGCCGGCAAAGUUCCCGCGAUCUAAAGCCCCAGAAAAGUAUCGAUAAACUCGAGAUGAAAGAGAUGCGUGGUAGAUUAGUGGUGGAUAAUCGGAAGAACGUCGUUACUGCCAAUUACGGGGCCACUAAUGCGGCCUUCGAAGACACCAGUCCUAAUAAGAGUAAAAUAGGAAACGGUCCCGGCAACAAUGAUGGCAAGGCGACUUUUCGACCGGAAGCAGGCGAAGAUGAGCGUGAAAAUUGGGAUAGUAAGCUCACAUUUCUCCUGGCGACUGUAGGAUAUGCAGUGGGCCUUGGAAACGUAUGGCGAUUCCCUUAUCUAGCUCAGAAGAACGGCGGAGGCGCUUUUCUGAUCCCUUAUUUCGUGAUGCUGGCUAUCGAGGGUAUUCCUAUAUUUUAUCUGGAAUUGGCAAUCGGCCAGAGAUUGAGAAAAGGCGCUAUUGGAGUUUGGAAUCAGGUAUCCCCAUAUAUGGGCGGCAUCGGAAUUAGCAGUGCCGUAGUUUCCUUUAAUGUGGCUCUUUACUACAAUACAAUUAUCGCCUGGUGCCUAUUUUAUUUCGUUCAGAGUUUCCAAUCGCAACUACCUUGGGCAGAGUGUCCCAAUAGGUAUUUUCAAAAUGGAUCUUACGCACCUGAACCUGAGUGUUUGGUCAGCAGUCCUACGCAAUAUUUUUGGUAUCGAACCACCCUGAUGAUAUCUAAGGACAUCAAUACGCCGGAAGUGUUUAAUUGGAAAAUUGCUCUGGCGCUAAUUAUUGCUUGGAUUCUCGUUUACAUGUGCAUGAUUAAGGGUAUCGCGUCUUCAGGCAAAGUCGUAUAUGUAACCGCCACGUUUCCAUAUAUUGUCCUGAUUAUUUUCUUCUUCCGAGGCGUGACGUUGACGGGUAUGUCGGAUGGUCUGCGGCAUCUCUUCACGCCAAAAUGGUGGACGUUGACCGAUCCUGUAGUUUGGCUGGAGGCUGGAACGCAAAUCUUUUUCUCCUUAGGUCUAGCUUUCGGCGGUUUAAUAGCGUUCUCUUCGUACAACCCAGUGAAUAAUAACUGUUACCGUGACGCCAUCAUGGUCAGUCUGACGAAUUGCUUCACGUCUAUGUUCGCGGGAAUCGUCGUCUUUUCGAUCAUAGGAUUUAAGGCUACCAUGGUUUACGAACAAUGCUUAUCGGAAAAGAAUAACACGUUAAUAAGUAUAUUCGGUCAUGUCGAUAAAAUACCUGAAGACAUCCCGAUUGCCGGCACGCUGCUGAAUAUUACGGACGGAAAUGGAUCACUAGAUAAUUUGAUAAUGCCAGAACUGCCCGAAUGCGAUUUAGAGAAGGAGUUAGAUAACUCGGCGUCAGGUACAGGCUUGGCAUUCAUCAUCUUCACCGAAGCGAUCAAUCAGUUUCCUGGUGCUCAGUUCUGGUCUGUAUUGUUUUUCCUGAUGCUAUUCACCUUAGGAAUCGAUUCCCAAUUUGGUACUUUGGAAGGUGUUGUUACUAGCAUCGUCGAUAUGAAACUCUUCCCGAAUUUAAGAAAAGAGAUUUUAACAGGUGUUAUUUGUUUGGUAUGCUGUAUGAUCUCUAUGGCCUUUGCUCAUGGAGCUGGCAGUUACGUCUUCGUGCUAUUCGAUAGCUUCAGCGGCAAUUUUCCAUUGCUCAUAAUUGCAUUCUUCGAAUGUAUAGGAGUGUCCUAUGUCUACGGUUUGAAGAGAUUCGCUGACGAUAUUGAAUUGAUGACCGGCAAUCGUCCUGGCCUCUAUUGGUUAAUAUGUUGGAAGUAUCUUAGUCCAUUGGCGAUGUUGAGUAUUCUAAUUGCAUCUUUUGUCGAAAUAUUUUUCGAAGGAAGCGGUUAUCCAGCCUGGGUGGCGAGUAAAGGCAUUACGGAAAGACAGGAAUGGCCUGUUUGGGCUUUAGUGCUCAUUGCUAUUCUUAUUCUUACUUCCGUUUUAUGGAUACCCGCAGUUGCUAUUUGCAGAUAUUUUGGAAUUCUCAUCAUUGAUGACAACGAAAAGGCCUGGUUCCCCGCGGCAGACUUGAAAGAAUUCCACGGAAUUAUGCCGCAUGAAGUGACAGUGGCUGAGACAUUGCUAUUUUGCAUCAGGAGUGAUGGUUCCGAAGGAUUGUGCUGUCCUACGGGUGGUCCCAGUGACGAUGAAGAUGAAGAUCUCACCUAGGAUCAAUCUCAAUCGCGACGCGCGUUUCCGUGGAUAAUUUCGUCUCAAGAAACACUCUAUCUCAUUCUGUGACGACCAUUUUCGACUGCUGCUGUUGCUGUUUUGUCGAAAAUAGCUGCUGUCAAUCUGGUCGAUUUGUAGUCAGCGCAUCUGCGUGGUAGGAUUUUGUCUAUUGUGUCAAUUAACGUAAGCUUCGGCGAUAGAAGCCGUUUCUUCAUAAUUCGAAGACGGAGAUACAUUCAUAGAAGAUUAAUUUUAUUUCUUCUUUUUUUUUGAUCAUCUUUAAUAGUUGUUAACUAUUAAAUUCAAUUUUUUUUAUUAAAGAAAACUCUGAUUAAAGAUAUUUAGGAUUUUGGAUUUAACUAUUUAGUACCGAUGAAGUAUUCUCGAUAAAUACUUGUAUGUAUACAUGUUUAUUCGAGAACAUUUUUAAAUGUAUCUUCGCCUGAGAGAUAUAAUUUGUUUCCAAUUUUGAGUUUUUUAACUAUGUGAAAUGGUUUUCGAAGCUUUGCAAAUAUCAAAGCAUAUUAGUCAACAAUCUGCAUACAGUUUUUCGAACGAAUCGCGCGUCGCGUGGACGGUAAAGAAAAAUAAUCUUUUGCAGAAAAAAAUUGCCUAUUGUACAAGUUAACAAUGAAACAUUUACUCUUUAGCGAUUGCGAUUAACGUCAAAUUCAAUAAGAUUAGUGGUAGGAACCGUCCAGUGGACUUGGGUGGAUAUACCCAAAAUAUUGUUUUAGAUAGAUAGUCUUGGAUCAAAACAUUUGGAUCCUUGGAUCUAUGGAUAUUUGAAGAUUGAAGAUUUUGAAUAUCAAUGGAUCUAAAGACCUAAUAAUCCUAUAAAUAGUCAAAAAUCCAAGAAAGCAAAUAAAUAAAUAAAAAGAUGGGGACAUUCAGGUAUAUAAAAGCAUAAGACAAGCUCGAAUAAGGUUCUCAGAAAAUUCAAAUAUAUAAAUUUAAGAUAUAAAUAUUCGAAAGAAUACGAGAUUCUGCCAAAGAUCUAAGGAUCCAAGAAUCCACGAUUGAUUAUGUGGAUUGAUAACGUAACAACAAUGAACAUAAAGAGGAUAAAAUUUAUGACAAUAAUUGGACUAAAUCAUGCUUGACAAUAAUAUUAACAGUGCGUAGCAUGUGAUGCGCACUCGAGGAUGCCUGAAAAGCCGGAAGGCAAUUAAUUCGACCGAAAGAACUGGUUUCUUCGGACUAAGAGAUAUUAUCGUCCCAGCCAUAGGUUAAUCAACUAAUUAGUUUUACGUAGGUCAAUUAAGAUUCUGAUUUCCUGUUAUAUAUGUUUAAUUUCGACCUGGGCAGCGAUGUAAUUUUUUCGUUAAAGCGGUAACGUGAAAAUUUUUUUGUGUGUAUAUGUCAUA